UGGGGGAAGCUUGUAAGAAACAUGAGUUUGGAAACGCUUGAAGCAAAUACAAUGUUUCACCAGCCUUUCAUCUAAUGUUUGUUCUGAGGCGAAAGAUUAAGAUUUAAAAACUGUUUGCUUGCCCAGCAAAAGUUGGGCGUCGUGGCUCGAAUCCUGGCACACUCUGGGGCACUUUUCUCGCUACAGCCUGGAACGCGGGGCGCAACCUUCAUGGGCUAAAAAUUCAGUUACAACACCACUGCUUUCCCAAGGCUCUACCAUCAACCAACUUCGACACCACCCCGCCAUCCCCGGAAAGCCACUGAGUCGCAUUUGGACAAUUGUUGCGGCAUACGGCUAUUACACGUCGGAUCAAUUUUAUAGAAAUCCGAAGCUAACGGGGUCUCGCAAUCAUGGACGGCAAAGAAGAAGAUGUUGAUCUCUACGCUCUCCUCGGCGUAGACAAGUCUGCCAGCCCAAAUGAUAUCAAGAAGGCCUAUCGAAAGUUGGCCCUGCUACACCAUCCCGACAAGGUCUCCGAAGACAAGCGUGUCGAGUCCGAGGCCAAGUUCAAGGCCAUCACACAAGCCUACGAGAUUCUUCGCGAUGACGAGAAGCGCGAACUCUACGAUACUCAUGGCAUGGCUGCCUUUGACCCAUCAAGAGGCGGCGGCCCGGGCGGUCCGGGCAUGGACAUGAACGACAUCCUUUCCCAGAUGUUCGGCAUGGGCGGUAUGGGUGGCAUGCCCGGUGGUGGCCGUGGUAUGCCCAGACGUCCCAGACGCAGCCCCGACGAAGAGCAGGCCUACAAGGUGACACUGGAAGAACUUUAUAAGGGGAAGACUGUCAAGUUCGCCGCCGAGAAGCAGGUUGUGUGCAGCCAGUGCAAGGGCAGCGGUGCGAAGGAGAAGGUUGCGCCAAAUCCAUGCGAGAAGUGCCGCGGUCAGGGUGUCAGAGAGAUUCUCCGCCCAUUCGGCCCAGGUCUCGCUCGUCAAGAAAUUAUUCGUUGCGACCACUGCGAGGGCUCGGGCAACUACUACAAGGAGAAGGACAGGUGCAAGAAGUGCAAGGGCAAGCGGACUGUCAAGGAGAAGAAGGCGCUGGAGCUCUACAUCGACCGUGGCUCCAUGCAAGGAGACCGCAUCGUGCUCCAAGGCGAGGCAGACCAAUUGCCAGAUCAAACCCCCGGCGAUUUGAUCUUCCACCUUGUCGAGGAGCCCCAUGACGUCUUCACCCGUAUCGGUCACGAUCUCUCGACCGAUCUCAAUGUCACGCUUGCUGAGGCUCUCACCGGCUUCUCUCGCGUUGUGGUCAAGCACCUUGAUGGCAGAGGUAUUCACAUCAACUACCCUCGCGGCAAGGUCCUCCGCCCCGGCCAGGUUCUCAAGGUCGAGGGCGAGGGCAUGCCUCACAAGCGCGGUGAGGCCAAGGGUGAUCUGUACCUUGUUGUCAAGAUUGAGUUCCCCAAGGACGGCUGGCUCGAGAGUGACGACGACCACGAAGCGCUGAAGAAGCUUCUCCCUCCUCCAGGACCCCCUAUUGCUGCUGACGAAACUGAUGACGUCGAAUUCACGGACGAUGCGGACAUUGAAGAGAUGGGCGCACACCAAGGAGACCCCAGAUACAGCGGCGGGGAGUGGGAGGAAGACGAGGAUGACGGUGAGGGCGGCCCCCAGUGCGCUACCCAGUAAAGGAGCUUCAACUGUAGGACGGGAUUUUCGGCGGGCUGGGCGUUUGUCAAAAGACUGGACCAGACGGCUUCAGGAUUAGUCCACUGUCGUGGUCUACAACACCACAGAUUCAGUGAAAGACUGUGUCCCCUGAUCGCCCUCGGAUGCUGGGUCUGUUGAGGGCCAUGAUGAGGCACGUCACCAAGGAGACUUUCCUCAACAAGGGGAAAUAUCAAGCAUCGAUAGAUGAUAGCGUCAGGUCUUUAGGGGGCCGGCGCUGUUUUGUGAGGGUGAUGUAGCAUUUUUUCAGCAAGCACAUAGACUCAUAUUUUAUAAUGGAUCAUGGCUUUUCGGGGAUCAUAUCAUCCUCCAACUUCUCCUC
Molecule: messenger RNA, 2031 nt
Organism: Podospora bellae-mahoneyi
Lineage: Eukaryota; Fungi; Ascomycota; Sordariomycetes; Sordariales; Podosporaceae
Gene: XDJ1
Product: DnaJ-like protein xdj1
Exons: 4
Coding region: 393-1670 (425 amino acids)
Biological process (GO): protein refolding
Cellular component (GO): cytosol; nucleus; cytoplasm
Molecular function (GO): Hsp70 protein binding
Source: RefSeq, a predicted model, not a curated record